CGAUAGUAACCCCAUGGACGGUACCCAUCACAACUGUCGGGGAUAGCUUUACGUGUUUUUGUUUAUACAUAAUUAUUAUUUAUAUUAGCUCUUAGUAGCUAUCUACAUACUUGUUGUAUACAUGUGUGAGCCCGUGUGUGAUAUGGCAGCUUCUACCGUCGACCCACCACUUUGAACAUAGAACUCAAAACUUCAAAUCAUCCUUCAAGAUGAGGAUAAAAAUGCCCGCUGUUCGGAUCGCACAAGCGGAUGUAGACAUGCAGCAGGACACUGAUGUGCUGACGUGCGGGGCAUGCCAGAAAGCCUUCGCCCUCGGGGACAUCGUCAAGUUCAUCCAACACAAGGUGCUAGCUUGCAACAAGGAGAACUACUCAUGCAACGACACCGGCAACAAUAACGGAGAGUCGGGAGACUCGGACGGCGAAGUUGGGGUGGUCGUGCGGAGGCCGUCCAUCUCUGCCCCGAUGAAGAGGUCAGAGGAACCACGGUGCUCCACCCCCAAGAGGCGGGCCACCCCCGGUUCGGCAUCGCCCACCCCCAUCAAGGCCGACCUCGACUCCAGCCUGCCUGUGUCGUCGCCGGAUGAAGGGCCCUGCAAGAAGUUGAGGACGGACGUUGUUGACGCUCAGUCCAACACCACCAACUCAGAACCGAAUAAUUACGUCUGCUCGACGUGUAAGGCUCGACUACACUCGGCUUGGAGACUGGUUCAACACGUUCAGAACAGUCAUGGCAUCAAGAUCUAUGUCGAAGGUUCCUCUACGGGAUCAACUUCAUCACUGGGAUCUUCGCCCGGAACCUCUGUUGGAAAAAACCACUCCACCUCUUCAACAUGUUCGAGCUCACCCGGAUGUUCCGGAGCUCCACCGACAACGCCAUUGGCAUUACCUCCACCAGCUGCACCAGUGACAUCUUCGAGAUUACCCUCUCCACUCAUAGAUCCUCACCUUCCUCUGCACAACCCUUUCACCGUUGGUGGUCUUCUGAGGAUGCCACUCGAACCAACGAGGCACCACCAGUUCACACCAAGUUCCCUGAGCACUAGUGGUGGCUCCAUGUUUGCCAGACCCUCUAGUCACAAUGAACACCACUUCAGAAUGGAGCAACUUGUGUCAGAACAAUUUCGACACCACCCUCUCGGCCUAGCGGCAGCGGCCGUGGCUGCGGCGGUCCCUCCUCCACACUUUGGACCCCCACCUACCGAACGCCCUCCUCCUACCUCCAGGUCUCUUCCUCCACCACCAUCGCUCCCUUUGUCUUUGGAGCCGCAAAUAGAUUUUUAUUCCCAGAGAUUAAGGCAAUUGGCGGGGACGACAAGUCCUGGCGCUGCCAACGGUAAUUCUUCACCUUCUCCUAGAAAGUUGACUCCACCUUUCACUAGUCCUAACAGUAAUCUUCCGACAUCAGUUAGUAUUGCACCCUCUUUGAUGUUCAAUAACAACAAUAAUAUCAGCACCAAUAACAACAAUAUUACGACGAGUUCUACGAGGUCGCCUACUCCACGGCCUCAAACGACUUCUCCGAAUUUGGAGUUGAAACCUUCUCAAGUCAGUGACAGCCCACCCCAAGAAACUGUCGAUCUCACUUCAACUCCCCGAUCGGCUUCAACACCUCCGAAUAAGCAGGAUUUUUCUGGAAAUCAGACUUCGGAAAAUAUGGACGUUUCAGAUCCUAAUCGUAUACAUUCUUGUGACUAUUGUGGGAAAAAAUUCAGGUUCCAAAGUAACCUGCUCGUCCACAGGAGAUCGCAUACAGGCGAGAAACCAUACAAAUGUUCAGUGUGCAACCACGCAUGCUCUCAAAGUUCCAAGUUGAAACGUCACAUGAAGGUUCAUAAAAGGAGUAGAAACAAAAACUCCGAGGGAGGAAAUGCGAAUGGCAGUGGUAGUGUAAAUACAACGCCAGACCAGAUGUCGAAUGCUGGUUCUGUUGAAACACUCGAUGAUGAAGAUGAUGACGAUGAUGAAGAAAUUGAUGAGGAGGACGAUGAAGAAGAAGAUGAAGAGGAAGAGGAAGAAAUGGAAUUGGAGGAAGAAGAAGGUGAUGAAGAUGAUGAUCUUGGAGGGGAUGCUCCCGAGGAUUUGACUACAAAAUCGACUUCUUCUACUCCUCCUACUACAGAUAACAACAAAGGGGGCUCAGGUUCUCCACUUCCUGAUAAAGUCAAUUCCUCCGGAUCUUUAGUUGGGGAACUCAUGGAUAAAUUUGGGUUAAGCAAUAUACAGCAAUACAGUGAAGCAUACAAAGCAGCACUGCAAGAAUCUGUCGGUGGUCAUCAUUUGAUUUCUAGAAAGGAUGACUUAUUACAAAGAUCACAUUUAAUUUCAGAUAACAAUAACGUUGGUAGUAAGCCAUCACCUACUGGGAGAUUAGAGAAUGGUCUCCUUGAAAAAUCUGCAGCUCUGAGAUUUCGAGAAGAGUUCGCAAAAAACAUUAUCACGGGCCAACCGCAGCUAGACCUGGUCGGUGGCCCUCAUGGAAUCUUUGGGCCGUCCUUCGAGAAUCCUUUCGAUGCAAGCAAGCGAGUAAAAUUGGAAGGAAGAGAGAUGGGUCGGCACGCAGAACGUGAUAUGUACGCUGGUCUCUGGUUUCCUGGUCUAUCUCACCACCGGGACCAGAUUUUUGGAACGAAUGGAUCUGACUCUGACAAAGAUAAGGUUAAAGUCCCAGCAGGAGCAGGUACUUCUUUGGCGGCAGCUGCAGCGGCCGCGGCAGCCCUGAAUCUCGGUAUUCCAACACAAAACAUGAAGAAGGACAGCAGGAGAAAUGACACUUGUGAGUUCUGCGGCAAGGUAUUCAAGAACUGCAGCAACCUCACUGUACACAGGAGAUCUCACACAGGAGAAAAGCCAUACAAAUGUGAACUCUGUUCUUAUGCCUGUGCCCAAAGCUCAAAAUUGACAAGGCAUAUGAAGACCCACGGUCGGAUGGGGAAGGAUGUGUAUAGGUGCAGGUUCUGCGAGAUGCCAUUCUCAGUUCCGUCCACCCUUGAAAAGCACAUGCGAAAGUGCGUCGUGAACCAGAACAUAAAAGUAGAACACAUGCUUCCCUCCAUCAUGAGCGGAGAUGAAGACUCGGCAGCUUCUACCCCUAAGGACGCCGCUUCGACAUGACUUUGCCCAUGGGCCGGGUACCCCAUCCUCCCAGCCCAGAGCAUAUAUUAGGGAGGUGUGCUGCCCCACAAAGGCUACUCUACUGUUUGUCUUUCCUGGUUACUUUUAGGAACAUGUUUACGGUUCCUGGUAUUUUGUUGUAACUUUAAAAGUAAUUGACGCCAAAGCAACGUAUUUUAUGAUGACCGAUAGCGAUGUACAUACAGUACUUAAGUUUCAGUGUCCUCCGUACUUAGAUUUUUUGAAAAUCUUGAUAUCAAUCUGUUGAGUGAGUUAUUAGGAAGUUUGAUAAUCUUUUCUAUUUCAUGAUGUAUUUGUUAAUUCAGUUAAUUUAUGUGCAUUGUUUAUUGUAUAUUUUAAAAGCUGUUAGUACAAACACGUCAUUGUUUUUUACAAUGUUCUAUGCAAAGAAUUGGAUUACCAUACCAUCCGUGAACAACAUAUAUUGGGUUUGAGAGACGAAUCUCGUGUCUUAUAAUUAAUUAUAUCUGCGAAUUAUAAAUAUAUAUAUGUAUAUAUUUUUUGUUUAGAGGGCAUGAGUGUUCCUUCCUUAUUCUCAUUAUAUGCUAAUGUUUUUUUACCAAUUGAAUUACAUUUUAUUGUUCUACAUUCCUACGGCAUAUCACUUCUUAUAGAUACAUCUGAGAAAGACUUUAUCCAUGAAUGGAUAUUUAAAUGUUAUUGUACUUAAACAACUUGUGAUAUAUUAUAAAAUUCCACAAAUGAAAAAAAAAUUCAUUUUAAUUACCAUUUUAAUCGUUUGAUUUUUUUUUGUUAUAUAAUAUUUUGUAUUUUUAUGUAUAAUUGAAUUUAUGUAUAUGUAUAAAUGUGUGUAAAUGUCAUAUAUGUAUCAAUGUAUAUAAAUCUAAAUGCGUUAUUUAAUAUUAUCGUAUAAAAAAAAAAUAAAUAAAUAAAACUUAAGAGUGAGAAGACGGGAAAGAUAUACUCGAAGCUAUUUCAACCAGAGUUAGGACAUUUGGCAUAAGAAAAUUAAAAGACGUUUCAAACAAAAUGAAUCAGAAAAAAAAAAAAAAAGGUGACAUUGUUUUCAUGAACAAUACAAGUUGAAUCUUUGAUAAAAAAAUCUCCUAUUGACAAUUAUAUCUUUGCAAUAAGAUUUUUAACUUUAGGGUAUGACAAUUGUUAAUAUCAAGUAUGUUCCUCUACUUAGAUCAUGAUAUAAUUUCAUCUAUUAUUUUUGUAAAAGGUAUAAAAAUUAGUAUAUUCAACCCAAUCGCGAUGUUUUUAAGAAAAGUCUAAAAAAAAUAUAUAUAUAAAAAGCCUUUAAAAGAUUUAACCCAAUUGCCCCUCCUUCCAUUACUAUUAUAGAAAACAAUAUUACAGGGUAAAAUAUACUAUUAAAGAAGAAGAAAUAUAUAUUAUAUUAUUGAAACAAUAUGUUCAUUUUUUUUAUUUCUUUUUUUUUUUUUAGCUUCCUCUUUCUCAAAAAGGAUUUUAGAUUUUUUGGGCCGUUUGCCCUAGAAAUUGUAGCACUGUGAUUGUUCCUAUUAGAAUGUUACUUAGAAUGCAGUGCACUGUAAAAAUAUUUGUAAACUAUCGUCUGAUGUAAUGGUUUGGUGUAUGAAUGUCAUUUACUAUUAAUGUUCUGGUUCCUGGCGAUAUCGACCGUCUCUAUUUGUGCAAUUUCCCCUUUCCCCUUUGUAAUUAAAUGUUAUGUUUAUUGUAAAAUACUCUGUAUACAUAUAGAUAUAGAAGUGUGAACAUAUUGUUGUUUAUAGUUUAAAAUUAGAAUUUUUUUUUUGUUUGUUUAUCUUUCUAAACUAUACAACUACUGUUCCACCAGUAUUUAUUUAUUACGAAUCCGAAUAAUUAUUAUUGUACAUGUAAUGUACCAAAUUAUAUAAAAAUUAAGAUUGUAGAAUUGUGUAUUUAUGGAUAAAAUUAUUGUAAGAUAUAUUUAUGUUUUAUCUGUUUA
Messenger RNA from Nezara viridula (southern green stink bug), 5049 nucleotides. Lineage: Eukaryota; Metazoa; Arthropoda; Insecta; Hemiptera; Pentatomidae. The record is from the annotation of a GenBank genome assembly.